UUAACAGCUCAAUAUUCGAGAAUUACAGCCGGGCUGGCUUUGCAUCACCCAACGGAUACCGCAUCAUCACCCGACACGCACAUAUAGAGUACAUUCUCCGAUUUUAAGUAUCAUCGGGACAUUGAUGCAUUUUCCUAAACGGUCACCCUAGCGGGCCAACCGUUGUUUUUUGCUCUUAUUUCCCACCCGUGCGCGUCCCGAGGCUGAUCCAGGCUAUAAGAUGGCUGAGCUGAAUUUGGGGAAGGGGUUGACUGCGGGGAAAGUGGCCAGCAACGUUCAGAAGAAGCUAACGCGAGCCCAAGAGAAGGUUCUGCAGAAGCUCGGAAAAGCAGACGAGACCAAAGAUGUUGCUUUCGAGGAGGGAGUCAUAAACUUCAACAAGCAAUAUGCUGAAGGGAGCAAACUCCAACGGGACCUCAGAGCAUAUCUGGAGGCUGUGAAAGCCAUGCACGAGUCCUCGAAGAAUUUGCAAGCAUGCCUGGCUGACAUGUAUGAGCCUGACUGGUAUGGCAAGGAUGAAGUUGAUUCCAUUGUGGAGGACUGUGAUGUGCUCUGGACUGACUACCAUCAAAAGUUGGUUGAUCAUGCACUCAUCUCCAUGGAUACCUAUUUGGGACAGUUUCCUGAUAUCAAGGCCCGUAUUGCCAAGAGGGACAGAAAAUUGGUGGAUUACGACAGUGCCAGACACAACUAUGCCACCACACAUAAGACCAAGAAAAAGGAUGGCGGUAUUAAAAUUACCAAGCCAUCCUCUUUGUUAGAGAGGGCAACCCCUGGCUGGGCUCAAGGGAUCCUGUCUGCACACAAUGUUGCACAGAGUAGCUUAUCCAGGAGCCAGGCAGAGGAGGAGUUAGAGAGAGCGCAGAAGGUGUUUGAGGAGAUCAAUAUUGACUUGCAAGAGGAGUUACCUUCACUUUGGAACAGUCGUGUUGGAUUUUAUGUCAGCACCUUCCAGAGUUUGGCUGGUUUUGAGGAAAAGUUUCACAAAGAAAUUAGCCGGUUGGAUCAGGAUUUAUAUGAUGUUUUGGAGAAACUUGAAGAGACAGACACCAGCAGUGGCAUCGAUGAGUCCAACCAUACUCUCAAACCAGGAGGACCGCCGCCAAUUCCAAAAUCCCCAUCCAAGCUCAAACCAGCAGUGCCUCCUCCACCCAAGGUGACCCCAUCCAAAGAGAUGAAAACAGAAAAUAUCAUCAAGCUGUUUGAUUCUGCAGCAACUCCUGAUAUUAGUGUCACCUCCCCUACAGAGCCAGCAAACUGGGACUCCUGGCCAGAGGACAGCGAUGCCCAAGAAGAGCCCACCAAGAUGCACUAUGACCCCGUGGCUGCUGCUGCGGAGGCCUGGGGGGAUGAUGAUACACCGCCUGCCCACUAUGACCCCAUAGCUGCUGCCACAGAGGGCUGGGGGGACGACGGUACCCAAGCGGUUCCCUAUGAUGCAAACGAGGAUUGGGGGGAUGAUGAAAGCCAGCCGGCUUAUGAGGAACCCGCGGCUGAUGCCCAGGAGGGUCCGGUCGAGGACGAGACCCAGCCGGACACAGAGGACGCCGCGAGUCCUGCUGAGGCGUCUGUAGACACCUAUGAAGAGGAAGCUCCUCCUAAUGCUGCUCAUGAAGAGGAUCAGGGUGAGUCUGAAACAACUCCAGAAGCACCUCCCGAAGCAGAAACAGCGGAAGCAGAAGAAGAAACAAUAACCGAUAAGACACCUGCAGAAAAUGAAGAACCCAUAGAAGUAAAGGCGGAGUCUCCUGAUAUGCCACCUGGUUUCCUGUUUAAAGUCAAAGUGAUGCAUGAUUAUGCAGCAAACGACACGGAUGAACUCGAAAUGAGGGCAGGCGACGUGGUGCUAGUAACGACCUUCGAUAACCCAGAUGAACAGGAUGACGGUUGGCUGAUGGGAUUAAAAGAGGAUGACUGGAAGCAGAAAAAAGAAAAAGCCACCAAAGGAGUAUUCCCUGAGAACUUCACCCAGAGGCUGUGAAAGUUUCAUUGUCACGCUGACUUUUUUCCCCUCUUCAUCCCAUUUCUUCUAUCAUCACCACUCCCUGUCCUAUUCUUGCCCUGUCUAAUGACUUGGACUUUGACCAUAGACACACUGCUGAAAUCACAGUUCAACGACUGUGGAAUCGGAACAAAAACCGGUUAUAGAAAUGACAGCGACUCUAAGAGGCUAGUGUGCUGUCAUUGACUGGACUGAUUAGUGAAUCCUGAUCAGUGGAGAUGUGGCCCCCUCUGUAACGGCUACCCGUAACUCACUUGUUACAUUUCAAUAUAAAUCACCUCUCAUGUUCAACUCGAUAAAACAAAGAAAACAUAGUCAGCUGGUUUAUGAAAGAAAAAUCUGGUUGGGUCUGUUUUUUGUCACAUGUAGCAAGUGAUUUCUAAAUUUUCAGGGAAGGUGAGGUGGAAAGAUCAGGUGUUAAUUAUUUUUGCUUACUGAUCAGAAAUCAUGCGAUUGGCUGGUGACUAGUCCAGGGUGUAAGCCCAAAGAAAGCUGGGAUAGGCUCCGGCACAUUCGCGACCCUUUACGAAGAUGAAUGAAUGAUCAGAAGUCAGUGUAGUUAGUCCUGGACAGCUGUAAACAAUCAUUUACAUCUUAAUUCCUUAUUCCUACUCACUAUGGGACCCCGGUUGUUGUAUUAAUUUCUUUUACAUGGUGAUAAAAGUGGUUUCACAGUGUUGUUGUUAUUAUGCAUUAAACUACCACCACAACAGCAGUAUAUCCAGUACAAAGUCAGUCACUUUGGAAAUGUCUUCUUUUUCCAAAUAUGCAUAAGUCAGGCUUGCCCCGAAGCUUUCCAGCAAACGGCACCAACGAAAAGUUGCUACUGGUACUAAAAUAGGUGGGCAGACCUAAUCACACUCUAAUCAAACAUGUUCUAACUGAGCCAGCUUCAUUCACUUUGAAAAAUCCGUGCUGAGAUCAGCUCCUUCUAAUUACAUCCAAACGACUUUGGUCACAAAUGCAAAUGUUUCCAAAUAUGCACCAGAGCUACUUAUUUUAUUUUUGUAUGCUGCAAAGCUAUGAUGACACUAUCGCCUAUAGUGGUCGACAUAUUUGCCAACUGAGGAUGCUACAGAGCAUUUUGUAUUUAUUUCGGGUUCUCCGCUCUUAAAUAGUCAAGACAUUCAGACUUAACAUAGAUUCACAUUUGUUACCAUUGUAUUCAAGUUAUAUGAGGUGUGUGUGUGUGUGUGUGUGUGUGUGUGUGUGUGAUUGUAUGUGUGCCUGAGAGAUAAAAUUAUUUAUUUAUUGGCUAAUGUUAUGGGACAAACUCCUGGAAGGAAUGUGUUUGUUUCACAGGGAGCUUUUCAGACAAGACAAACGUAUUGGCUCUGGCUGGUAUUACAGGUUCCAGAUGUUAUUGUGCAUUUGUUGUGUAUAAGUGUAAUUUUGCCAAGUGAUGACAGCUACAUAUUCUAUGAAGACAUUCAUAUCUGUACGUGAGUUAAUGUGAGCAUGCUGACUUCCCCUGUGUUGUUGCGUGAAAAACUUUUAUUUAAGGCAAUGCUACUGGGAUUACAUUUGAGGUAAUUUUUGUGCCCACUAAAAGUUUUGUUUAUUAAUUUAUUUUUUUAUAAGGGGGCUUUCGAGCCGAUUUAUAUUGGAUGUUUACACACUGCCCCCUUCCCUUGUUGUUUUCCAUCAACCUUGCCUCAAAAUGUUGCCAGUGUAUUGUGGUCCAAAGAGAUUAAAUUGUGAUUAUAUGGAGGAAAGGCAUAGAGAGACUGACUUUUUUUUUUUUUUAAUUAAUGCUCAGUUGUUCGACCACUUGAGGUUUGCCCCAUUUCCCAUGUGUAAUUUACAGUCACAUGUGAGAACAAUGGCUCCAAAGCCAGCAGAUUUUUGUUCUUCAAUUUAUUUUUCCUCAGUCUGGUUCUCUAUAAUGCAAGUCUCCUGUGAUCACUUUUGGGAUAAAACAGUUAUCUUCCUCACCUAG
Messenger RNA from Syngnathoides biaculeatus (alligator pipefish), 3941 nucleotides. It is a transcript of the gene bin1a, whose product is annotated as myc box-dependent-interacting protein 1. The transcript is spliced from 18 exons. The coding region runs from base 221 to 1981 and encodes 586 amino acids. Gene Ontology annotation, cellular component: synaptic vesicle; cytoplasm; plasma membrane. Lineage: Eukaryota; Metazoa; Chordata; Actinopteri; Syngnathiformes; Syngnathidae. Gene Ontology annotation, molecular function: phospholipid binding; tau protein binding. The record is from RefSeq and is a predicted model, not a curated record.